This is a messenger RNA of Schistosoma turkestanicum, 1561 nucleotides long. The record is from the annotation of a GenBank genome assembly. NCBI's taxonomy places the organism in Eukaryota, Metazoa, Platyhelminthes, Trematoda, Strigeidida, Schistosomatidae.
AGUUGUUUGCAUAUUCCUGACUGCUGCUCUCGGAAUGCCUGAGGCUUUGAUUCCUGUACAAUUGCUUUGGGUUAACUUAGUUACUGAUGGCCUACCUGCUACAGCUUUAGGAUUUAAUCCUCCCGAUGUCGACAUAAUGACUAAACCACCACGUAAAAGCAGAGAACCACUAAUUUCUGGAUGGCUAUUUCUUCGAUACAUGUUAAUAGGUAUCUAUGUUGGCUGUGCAACAGUUGGAGCAGCAGCCUGGUGGUUCAUGAUCUAUGAGGAGGGUCCUAAAGUAAACUAUUACCAGUUGACGCAUCAUUUACAAUGCCAGUUAGAACCUUCUUUAUUCAAAGGAGUUGAUUGUGGCGUAUUUGCCAGUCCAAAACCAAUGACUAUGGCUUUAUCGGUGUUGGUUUUAAUUGAGAUGUUUAACGCAUUAAACAGCCUUUCUGAGAAUCAGUCACUUCUGGUCAUGCCUCCUUGGCACAAUAUGUGGCUUAUCGCUGCUAUCUGUUUUAGUAUGACGCUACAUUUUGCGAUCUUGUACAUAAACGUGCUAGCGAAUAUAUUCCAAAUAGCUGCACUGAAUAUUACAGAGUGGCUUGCUGUAUUGAAAAUCUCCAUACCCGUACUUUUAUUGGAUGAGACACAAAAAGCUAUUGCUCGUUCUGUUCAAAGAGGCCAUAGUCCACUCCGUCACAUAGCGAUACCGAUAGCGAUAUGGUGCGUAUAUGCUGCUUUUAUUGGCUUCAACCCUUUGUGAUUGUAAAAACGUUUAUUCUCCUUUUUGUACUAACUGCUCUAAAUCAUUCUUCAGUCAGUCGGAUUGUAAACAUUCUCAUGUGAUCUCCACCUCGAUACUUUAAAUCAUGUUUCUCUCAAUUUUUUAUUUGUCGACAGAUUAUCGAUCCAUGCAGACCAUUCUGAACGAUUUCCAUUUCACACUCAUUUAUUGUUUAAUGUUCUUGGAGACUGCUAGAAAAUAAUAUUUCAGGGGUUGUCCUAUUUUUACCCUUUAUUUCUGAUUGUAUUAGUUCUCAUUAUCUUCGAAUUAUUGUUUAUUUAUUCAUGUCAUAUUCAUGUAUAAAAACAUUCCUACAUGUUUCUCGUCUUACAUAUCUUAGUUAUCCGUUCCAUGUUGAAAGUAUGGAUUAGGUAGUUGUAUUACAUUUUCCUUUCUCGUUAAGGUAUUGAACGUAAAUCGACUUUGGAGUAUCACUCAGUAGACUGUACGGUGGUUAUGUGACAAUGUUCCUUGUAAGGAGUACUUUAUUAGUUUAUAUUACUGGUCUGUAUGAAAACCUAGCUUUUUUGAUAAUAAGAACUUCACAUUAGAUGUAUAAUUCAGGAUUGCUUUUUAUAUCUAUUGGAUGUUUCCGUAGCUGGUUUGAUCUCAAAGUCUUUCCUGUAGAAUAACAUGUUUCAGCUGCCCCGAUCAGCAAAUUAGUAUUCGAAAAUUAAUUCAUUUUUUGACAAGGCUUCUCUCGUGAUUUUACUAACAAAUAUUCAUUAAAUGUUUAUUAUAUCUAAUACAUAGACAAAUAAUAUCAUUGUGUAUUUCUUUAGAGUGGAC